Ficedula albicollis (Collared flycatcher) is the source of this 2013-nucleotide messenger RNA. It is a transcript of the gene UMPS, whose product is annotated as uridine monophosphate synthetase. The transcript is spliced from 6 exons. Gene Ontology annotation, molecular function: orotidine-5'-phosphate decarboxylase activity; orotate phosphoribosyltransferase activity. Lineage: Eukaryota; Metazoa; Chordata; Aves; Passeriformes; Muscicapidae. The record is from RefSeq and is a predicted model, not a curated record. The coding region runs from base 1 to 1479 and encodes 492 amino acids. Gene Ontology annotation, biological process: 'de novo' UMP biosynthetic process; 'de novo' pyrimidine nucleobase biosynthetic process.
AUGGAACCCGCCCGAGGGAUUGUCACCCUGGCAAUCACCCGGCAGCCGACACGGCCAGAAACCCUGGGGUCACAUCAAACCCUCUGCACCGGCGGCUUCUGCUUCCCGGGGGAACGGGGCGACGAGAGAACUGGGGACCGUGGAGGGGGGAAACCGGGCUCUUUAAAAGCGCUUGUUUUCCGUUUGCAGGUUGCAGGACUCCUUUUCCAGGCAGCGCAGGAUGCGGGUGUGCAGUACAGCUGCGUGUGCGGCGUUCCGUACACGGCGCUGCCGCUGGCCACCAUCAUCUGCUCGGAGCAUCAGGUGCCGAUGCUUAUUCGGAGGAAGGAAGGAAAAGACUACGGUACUAAGCGGAUGGUAGAAGGCACCAUUAACCCAGGAGAGACAUGCCUGAUCAUUGAGGAUGUGGUAACUAGUGGAUCCAGUGUACUGGAAACUGCAGAAGCUCUUCAGAAAGAAGGAUUAAAAGUGACAGAUGCCGUAGUGCUGUUGGACAGGGAGCAGGGUGGGAAGGCCAGGCUAGAGGAACAUGGAAUUCGCCUGCACUCUGUGUGCACCCUGUCUGGGGUGCUGGAGAUUCUCCAGCAGCAGGGAGAAGUGUCUGCUGAGAUGGUUGGAAAGGUGAAGAAGUUCAUUGAGGGAAAUGUGUUUGAGGCUCAGAAUGGUGCUGCUCCUGUGAAGAGAUGCUGCAAGGAGCUGAGCUUCAGCGCUCGUGCCCAGCUGCCAGGGGUGCAUCCUAUUGCAGCCAGGCUUCUCCUGCUCAUGGAAAAGAAGCAAACAAACUUGUGCCUUUCUGCUGAUGUCACCAGCCCCAAGGAGCUGCUGCAGCUAGCUGCCACCCUGGGCCCCAGCAUCUGUAUCCUCAAGACUCAUAUAGACAUCUUGAAUGAUUUCACCCAAGAGGUGGUAAAGGAGUUGAGAAUGCUCGCAGAUCAACAUGAAUUCUUGAUUUUUGAAGAUAGGAAAUUUGCAGAUAUUGGAAACACGGUGAAACAUCAGUAUGAAGGUGGUGUGUUCAGAAUCGCAUCCUGGGCUGACAUUGUCAAUGCCCACGUGGUUCCAGGCUCUGGAGUUGUGAAGGGUCUGAAGGAAGCAGGUCUUCCUCUCCAGCGUGGCUGUCUCCUGGUUGCAGAGAUGAGUUCCCAGGGGUCCCUUGCAACGGGUGAAUACACAAAAGCUGCAGUACAGAUGGCUGAAGACAACUCAGAUUUUGUUUUUGGAUUCAUAUGUGGAUCUAGAGUUAGUAAUAAACCAGAAUUUCUCCACUUAACUCCAGGAGUGCAGCUGCAAACUGGAGGUGAUAACCUUGGACAGAAGUACCUAAGCCCCAAGGAAGUUAUUGGUGAAAAAGGCUCAGAUAUCAUUAUUGUGGGACGUGGCAUCUUGGCAGUUUCAGACCGUCUCCAAGAAGCAGAGAAGUACAGGAAGGCAGCAUGGGAGAGCUACAUGAGCAGGCUUGGUGUGCCUGCAGAAGACUGAAAACCAGACCCUGUCCCAGCCAGUAAGCAAAGCUGAUGGAGCUGCAACCCUCAUGAAGGGUCCAGUUAAAUACAUGGACACUUCAGCCCACAGAAAACGGCCCUUUUGGAGAAAAUCUGUCACAAAAUUGUUUUAAUUGCACACACAGAGGUCAAAUUGUACUUGACAUUGUUAUUUUUUGAUAUUUGAAUGUAAGAAUCCAGAGCUUCAUGGCUGUUUUUUAGCCUUGGUAGGCUUUCUUGUUUGCAAAAUGGUGCACAAAACACUCCAAGGGUAUUCUGUUGGCUGUUGUUGCCUUUGUCUCUUUUCCCCACCCUCAAAUUUUUUCUGGCUGUGGAAAUGGUAUUUUGUUAUGAUCUUAGUAAACAUCAUCUGCACGCUUGAUGUGCUGCCCCACCUUUGCAGGUUUUUUUUCAGCUCUCCUGUUUCCAAGGAGGAAGUCCAAGUUUUAAUGCCACACUUUGAAAUUGAAUUAUGUGGUGUUUAAUAAAUACUUUUUUGCUACCAUUUUCCUUUUCACUGGCUCUAUAUGUC